CUUCACCAAGGGUCACGAAGUUUGAGCACGACGGCGUGGUGUCGCGGGUUGUGUGGCCAUGCCAAAGGAAGCUGUAGUGAGCUCUCCAUGCUUUCCCACCCGGCUCCCUACAGCAGUUGCAUCCGAGUUCGAUUCUGUCGCUGACGAAGCACUACAAACUCUGCGUGUCAAGCCAGCGUCCAAGUCGGUAGUGGCUGCGUCUUUCGCAGCAAGCCGCGACCCAACGGGUCAAACACCGUCCACCAGAACAGUGCCUUCGUCCACUGGAACGACGUCGUCAUUAGUCGCCAAGAUCCGGAAACAGGCCAAGGAAUUGAGCGAGCUGCACGAGGAGCUGGCUGCGAAGGAAAAGAUAAUCCAGAAGCUGCAGCAGUCGCGGUUGCAUGGCGGGGCUGCCGGGGCCACUGGGCAACACAAAGGCAAAGAGAUCGAGGAGUGGAAGUCCAAGUACCUCAAGGAACAAAAGAAGUACGAGUCCAGUUUGAAAAAACUCCAGGAAAUGAAGGCGGUAUUGGAUGCGAAAGAGCAAGACAAGCAGCGUUUGGUCGAGCAUUUCAAGCAGUUUGAAGACGCUUUGCAUGACUUGCGUGAGGCUCGGUGUCGCACCAAGUGCGGCGAUGGGAGCCCCCAGUUCACCACAGAUGAAGAGAAGAUGUAUGUGCGAUUGCUCGAAGAAGGCAUGCAGGUCAAAGCCGUCGAGUUCAACGUUGGUGGCCACGCCGAGUUGAUGAUCGUCCUGGCGGAAUUGCGACACACAAUCCAAGGGCAGGUAGAGAAGCUGCGGGCCAAGGAUCAGCAGAUUCUCGAGCUACAAGUCGAAAAGGCCAGCUCAAUCCACGCAGCCCAAACGGACGUCGACGCGACCACCACGUCAUUGGCGUCGCUUGCGAAACAAAAGGAGGCCAUCAUGGACUAUGCACAGUCGCUUUCCGAAAAGCAAUCUGCGGUGGAUUCCCAGAACAUGGAGCUGAAUGACCAAUUAGCCACCCUGAAGCAACUUCACGAACACACCGAAGUCGAGCUCAAGAGCGUUGCGGAGCGGUAUGCAGCACUUCGGGAAAGCUACGACGCUGCGCAGGUUGAGACCACCGCGUUGAAGGAAAAACUGGCCAAGGUCCAAGAGCAGUGCCGCGACAAGGACGACCGCCUCGCUUCGCUGCAUGACGAGUACCAAGCCAAACUAGACCAGUGUCGCGAGAUGAAGUUGCUGCAAGAUGACUUGUUGAACAGUAUCGGUGAGGCCAAGGACACCGAGCGGCAUUGGCAGGACAAGGUUGACGUGGUCCAGAAACAGCUCGACAACGCCUUGGACAAGCUAGCGACCUCUCAAACGGAAACAACCAAUCUAGCACAUCAGCACGCAGAAGCAAAUGCAGUGGCAUCAUCGUUGAAAGCCGACGUCGACUCGUUGAGGGCAUCAGUGGCCAGCCUUCAACAGACCAAAGACCAAUUGCAGACGGAAUGCGACCGUAUGCGAGAAUUUGAAGCCUUGGUCACGGACAGGGCGCCUCACCGAAAGACAUUCACGGCUGUCGCGGAGGCAGAGCGGCAACUUCGGGCCGACUUGCACUUGAUUGACGCGUUUGUCAACACGUCGACUCCCCACGGCUCCGUUGGAUUGCCCAACCAGCACGCCAAAGGCGGAGCCGAAGACGACUCGACGCCGUCCUUUGUCGAAUGGUACAUUGUGGGAGAUGUGGUGUCCCGCGUGGCGAUGCUUGACCAACGGCGCCUUCCGCCGCAACUCGUGCACCGAUUGCCGCGGUUUUCGUCGUAUUUGCACCAAGUUUUCGUGGCUGUGGACACACUGAUCCAUCAUGUAUCGACGGUCGACACGUCGUGGAAACGCGAACGAUUCAACCUCGUCGCUGCGCGAGAUGCAUUCGAGUCGUCCGCCGCUCUUAUCCAAACAGAGCUGGACAUGAUGCGCCAGUGGACUUUCCAGCUCCACGACGAACUGCAGCAGACGACCCGCGCCAAAGUAGAGGCCGAGCAACAAUACUUGGCCGCAACUGCCGUUGCAAACGAAGCCAGCGAGCAGGUCGACGAGCUCCAGCAAAGUUAUACCACAUGCCUCCAGUCGCUCCGCACGGCGCAAGUUGAUAUCGAGGCCCUCAAGCUUGAACUCACAAACGCGGACGAUCAGCGGCAGGACUUGGCGGUGCAAGUUAAAAACCUGAUAGCUCGCCUGGAUAUUUCAAAGGAAGAAUUGAAAGAUAUGCGCUCGAAAGAGUCGUCGUCACAGCAUGCCCUUGACGCAACCUUGAAGGAACUCGCGGAAAGCCAAGCCAAAUGGAACGACUUGACAACGGCACACGGACGAUUGCAAGCCGACUUGACCGCGGCCAAGAUGGACUUGGCAGCUCACGACGCUUUAGUCGAGGAGUGCGCUAGGUUGAGGCAGCAGGUGGCCGAUCACGAAAGCGCCAUGGCUACCGCCAGUGACGACAAUCGACGGCAUCUCGACGUCAUGCAGACUCACUCAAAGCAACUGGAAGCUGCCAUUUGGGAUGCAUUUCAAGCUGUCCAGAGCCACCUCCCGAAAUCCCACAACGUCAAGGUGGAUGAUGCGAUCAUGGCAGUGCGGCAAUUCCCGUGUCUUCUCGAUCGCGCGGUCCAACACCAAGUCAAACUGCACACCCACGAAGCGAUCAAAGUCGCGCUCUUGCAAAACUGCCAAACCAUGGACUACCAAGACCCAUCGCUAUCCCUGCUUCGAGAGCUCAAGGUCGACCUCCAACACCUCACGCAGGAAAACCAAGUGCGUCCUGGUCAAUUCGUUGCUGGCAUUGCCAGGGUAAUACAAUCAAAUAGGCUUUGAAAGCGCAA
This is a messenger RNA of Aphanomyces invadans, 2829 nucleotides long. RefSeq lists its product as hypothetical. NCBI's taxonomy places the organism in Eukaryota, Oomycota, Saprolegniomycetes, Saprolegniales, Verrucalvaceae. The record is from RefSeq and is a predicted model, not a curated record. Bases 59 to 2821 code for a protein of 920 amino acids. The transcript is spliced from 9 exons.